GCUGCAUAUUUGUCGCUAGCAACAACUUGUUCGGAAAUGGCCAUAGCACCGCAUGGUAAAAAAAGAGUCGCUUAUUAUUAUGACGGUGAUGUGGGGAACUACUAUUAUGGACAAGGGCAUCCAAUGAAGCCACAUCGUAUUCGGAUGACUCAUAACUUGCUCUUAAACUAUGGGCUUUAUAGGAAAAUGGAAGUCUACAGACCACAAGUGGCGAGUUUCGAUGAGCUAACCAGAUACCAUAGUGACGACUACAUAACGUUUUUGAAGAAUAUACGGCCUGAUAACAUGACAGAACAUAAUAAAGCUCUUCAACGAUUCAAUGUUGGAGAAGAUUGCCCGGUUUUUGAUGGUCUUUAUGAAUUUUGUCAGAUUUCUAGUGGUGGUUCGAUAGCUGCAGCGACAAAACUUAACAAAAAACAAGCCGACAUUGCUAUAAAUUGGAUGGGGGGCCUUCACCACGCAAAAAAGAGUGAAGCAUCUGGUUUCUGCUAUUCUAACGAUAUUGUAUUGGCCAUUUUGGAAUUGCUUAAUUACCAUCAGCGCGUUUUGUAUGUUGAUAUUGACAUUCACCAUGGCGAUGGAGUCGAAGAAGCUUUUUACACGACAGAUCGAGUAAUGACUUGUUCGUUCCACAAGUAUGGAGAAUACUUCCCAGGGACAGGUGACCUUAAGGAUAUUGGAGCAGGCAAGGGGCGCCAUUACGCUGUUAAUUGUCCACUUCGUGACGGCAUAGACGAUGAGGCUUACGAACGAGUCUUUCAACCAAUAAUGGAAAAGGUAAUGCAGUCUUUUCAACCAUCUGCUAUUGUUUUACAAUGUGGUGCUGACUCCUUGACCGGUGAUCGAUUAGGAUGCUUUAACCUAACAUUACGAGGGCAUGGCAAGUGUGUAGAAUAUUUGAAGCGAUAUAAUGUGCCGCUACUUAUGUUGGGAGGGGGUGGAUAUACGAUUAGAAACGUUGCACGAUGCUGGGCCUAUGAAACUUCUGUUGCUUUAGAUACAGAAAUAUCUAAUGAUUUGCCAUACAACGAUUAUUUUGAGUAUUACGGACCGGAUUUUAAAUUGCACAUCGCACCAUCAAAUAUGACGAAUCAGAAUACUCCCGACUAUAUUGAAAGAAUACAGACAAAGAUAUUUGAGAAUCUUCGAAACAUUCCACACGCUCCUGGCGUUCAAAUGCAACCUAUAAAAGGCGAUAGCGUAGUUUUGGAAGAUGAAGGCGAAGCAAGGGACAAGAAUAAUCCUGACAAGCGAUUUUCAAAUGAUUUUCUUUUUAAAAUUGGAACUCUGUCUUUAACCUGUGGCUUAUCACUUGAAAUGAGUUCUCUUAUGAUUACUUUUUGCGACCUAGCGAAAGAAGAAGGUUUAUAUUCUUGUAGUCUAGCAGAAUGUAGGAAAAUCAGAUGCUGCCAACUUAUUAACAGCAAAAAAAAGUUUCUGAAGCGCACCUCGAAUAAAUUGCUUCCUGCCGUUAUUCAACUAUUCAACUUUUAUAAUCCCUACCCUCGUUCCUUUUCAGUCUUUGAUAGCGAUAAAAUGGUGCAGCAUGAGGCGGAAUAUUACGAUACUGAAAAAGAGGGUGGUGAGAAAAAAACUAGUGAAGUUUGUCAUAAGCGGCCUGCUGAUGAAGAAACUACAUCUCCAGAUGCGUCUAUCAAAAAAAGUCGUGUGGAAGUUGGCCCUACUAUUCCGUAA
Messenger RNA from Enterobius vermicularis (human pinworm), 1695 nucleotides. The record is from the annotation of a GenBank genome assembly. NCBI's taxonomy places the organism in Eukaryota, Metazoa, Nematoda, Chromadorea, Rhabditida, Oxyuridae.